CUCCCCUUCUCCGCCGCGCGCCCAGCUCCCGCCCCGUGGCCGCGGCGUCCGAUUCGGCCGCCGGGUGGGGUCUGGUCCGGCCGCCGUGGUGUCUGGUCUGGUCUGCCGUGGUCUGGUCCUGAGCGAGCGCGCGCGAGCAAUGGCGAUUCGAGGGGGCGAGUGGUCGCGGUUCUCGGUCAGCGGCGAGCUGUGCCUCCGCGAGCCGCGCUACUUCUGCUUCCUCCUGAGCUGAAUGAGCUCGGGCCGGCUGCCUUCCUCGGUUUCUCCGUGCUCGGUGGAAUCGGGUCUGGGGCGGUGAGCCGUGCCGCCGGGUUGGUUGGCGCUUCUCUCCUGUUCACCGGGGAGGAUUUGGAUCGGUGAGCGGGCUUGGAGGUUCGUUGGAGUGGCUGGGAUUUGGGCGCGCCGAGGUGAGUCGGCAAUGGCGAGGGUUUGCCUGGGCGGCUCGGGCUUCGGUUAGGGCCUGCUUCAAGCUGAGGCGGCUGCUGCUUCGUGGCGAAGGGGCAAUAACAGGUUGGACGAAGCAGCGGCGGAGGAUGGAGGAGCUUCUCUGGGCGCAGAGGGAGAGGUCGGGCGUUGCUGCUGGGAGCGCGGCGCAGCUCUGAGCAGCCAGCUGCUUCGUGUCCCCGCCGCAUCACGGCGAAGUUGGGUGUUCUUGGCGUCGGUCGCAUCCCUGGAUGGAGAGAAAGCUCUCCAUGUCCGAGAUGCCGCAGUCCCUCCCGGAAAACGAUGGGGAACAAAGGUGUCUGAACUCGGAGCUAUGGCAUGCAUGCGCUGGGCCCCUUGUGUCUCUGCCCGCGGUUGGAAGCCGGGUCAUCUAUUUCCCACAGGGCCAUAGCGAGCAGGUUGCCGCAUCAACUAAUAAGGAGGUUGAUGCUCAAAUCCCUAAUUAUCCAAAUCUCCCCCCUCAGUUGAUCUGCCAGCUUCAUAAUGUCACCAUGCAUGCCGAUGCAGAGACUGAUGAAGUUUAUGCCCAAAUGACACUGCAGCCGCUGAGCCCGGAAGAGCAAAAGGAGCCUUUUCUUCCAAUCGAGUUGGGUGCUGCUAGCAAGCAGCCGACUAAUUACUUCUGCAAGACUUUGACUGCAAGUGAUACAAGUACACAUGGCGGAUUUUCUGUUCCUCGCCGGUCUGCUGAGAAAGUCUUCCCUCCAUUGGAUUUUUCUCUGCAGCCUCCAUGCCAGGAGCUCAUUGCAAAAGAUCUGCAUGAUAAUGAAUGGAAAUUUCGCCACAUAUUCCGUGGUCAGCCAAAAAGGCAUCUCCUGACUACAGGUUGGAGUGUCUUUGUAAGUGCAAAGCGACUAGUAGCAGGGGAUUCUGUUAUUUUCAUCUGGAAUGAUAAUAACCAACUUCUCUUGGGGAUUCGUCAUGCAAAUCGUCCUCAGACAAUUAUGCCGUCUUCUGUGCUGUCAAGCGACAGCAUGCAUAUAGGCCUUCUUGCAGCAGCAGCUCAUGCUGCGGCCACAAACAGUCGUUUCACUAUUUUCUAUAACCCCCGGGCUAGCCCUUCUGAGUUCAUCAUUCCAUUGGCUAAGUAUGUCAAAUCUGUUUACCACACACGUGUGUCUGUUGGAAUGCGGUUUAGAAUGCUUUUUGAGACAGAGGAGUCAAGUGUCAGACGAUACAUGGGUACAAUCACAACCAUAAGUGAUCUUGACUCUGUGCGUUGGCCAAAUUCACAUUGGCGUUCUGUGAAGGUUGGUUGGGACGAGUCCACCGCUGGUGAGAAACAACCUAGAGUGUCACUCUGGGAGAUUGAGCCAUUAACAACCUUUCCGAUGUAUCCAACUGCUUUUCCUUUAAGACUGAAGCGUCCAUGGGCUUCAGGGCUGCCCUCUAUGCAUGGCAUGUUCAAUGGUAGGCUGAUCAAUGUGACAAGAAUAGCAGUAUACGUGGUUCUGCUUUUAUACAAUUCAACCAAGUGUCCUUUUAAUCAAGUUCUGUUCUGUAUCAUAUGCGCAGGUGUCAAGAAUGAUGAUUUUGCUCGUUAUUCUUCUCUCAUGUGGCUCGGAGAUGGGGAUAGAGGGGCUCAGUCGUUGAACUUCCAGGGAGUUGGAGCGUCACCUUGGCUUCAGCCAAGAAUGGAUUCUCCAUUGCUGGGUCUUAAGCCAGACACAUACCAGCAAAUGGCUGCAGCAGCACUGGAGGAAAUUAGAACUGGGGAUCCUUCGAAACAGUCCUCGGCUCUCUUGCAAUUCCAACAGACUCAGAAUCCGAACGGUGGGUUGAAUUCUGUGUAUGCCAAUCAUGUUCUGCAGCAGAUGCAGUAUCAGGCUCAGCAGUCGUCUCUGCAAACUGUUCAGCACGGCCAUAGUCAGUACAGUGGUAAUCCUGGGUUUCUUCAAAGUCAGUUUCAGCAGCUGCAUUUGCAUAAUCCUCCGGCACCACCACAGCAAGGGCAUCAGGUUAUACAGCAAUCUCACCAGGAGAUGCAACAGCAGCUUUCAUCUGGUUGUCAUCGUAUUUCCGAUAUAGAUUCUAGCAUGCCUGGUUCUGAGUCUGCUUCGCAGUCACAAUCUUCAUUCUACCAGCAGAACCUCUUAGAAGGAAACAAUGACCCAUCGUUGCAUCUUCACAAUGGUUUUCGUAACUUCUCUAGCCAAGAUUCCUCAAACCUUGUUAGUUUGCCUCGAACUGACCAAUUAAUGGCGCCGGAGGGAUGGCCUUCAAAGAGGUUGGCUGUGGAACCCCUUGGUCAUAUUGAAUCUCGGUCUGUGCAACCCAAACAUGAGAACGUAAAUCACCAGAGUAAUAUGUCCCACUUUGCUGGAACCUUGGCGCCGCAGUCAGCAAGAGACUCAUCCAGUGUCCAGGCUUAUGGUGCAAAUGUUGACAACCAAUUUCUGUCAUCGUCAUUUGCAUUCCAGGACGGAAUGGCAGGUGCAAGGGGUGGCAGCAGCAGCGGAACUGUUUCUAUGGCCAUACCUUUGUUGAGGUAUAGUGGCGAAGAUUUGCCACCCGCAGACACCUUAGCAACUUCCAGUUGUUUAGGCGAAUCGGGAACCUUCAACUCUCUUGAUAAUAUGUGUGGUGUAAACCCAUCACAAGAUGGAACCUUUGUGAAGGUUUACAAAUCAGGGUCCCCUGGAAGAUCGCUCGACAUCACCAGAUUCAGCAGCUACUAUGAGUUACGUAGUGAGCUGGAGCAUCUAUUUGGCCUCGAAGGCCAACUGGAGGACCCCGUAAGAUCAGGCUGGCAGCUUGUAUUCGUCGACCGAGAAAAUGAUAUUCUUCUCGUCGGCGACGACCCAUGGCAGGAGUUUGUGAAUAGCGUAGGGUGCAUCAAGAUACUCUCGCAGCAGGAGGUGCAGCAGAUGGUCCGCGGCGGCGAGGGCCUUCUGUCCUCUGCACCUGGAGCGAGGAUGGCGCAGGGCAAUGUCUGCGACGGUUAUUCUGGGGGCCACGACCUGCAGAAUCUCACCGGCAACAUGGCCUCCGUACCGCCACUGGACUACUGAAACAGAGAAGACCGGAGUCCAGAACUAAACCCAGCACUCCAAGGACCGCAGCAUCACGGUAUCGCGACGUGUUCGGUUCACCAACCCUAGCUAGUCCUCUCCUCGCCAUGAACUCUAGUCAAUAAUAUAGUUAGACGAUCUACCGACAUCAUUCCGAUCAUGGAUAUGUUGUAUGAUCGCUGCUUCGGCUCUAUGAUAGCCUAGUCUCGGAAUGGCAGACAAGAACCGCUCUUAUGAAUGGAGGCAGUAUGGUACCGUGGAAGUGACCACCUUAUAUUAUGUAGCAAUAUGUAUGACCUGAAACCGAGUAUUCCGACUGGAGACCUAAAACUGAUCAUUCCGGCUGGAGCCUCGACUUUUCGCCGUGAACUAAGUGUGGUUGAUCCGCUGUAUUGGGAGUCAAAGAUUAUGUUCUGUUUGUGA
Molecule: messenger RNA, 3878 nt
Organism: Triticum dicoccoides
Lineage: Eukaryota; Viridiplantae; Streptophyta; Magnoliopsida; Poales; Poaceae
Product: auxin response factor 25-like
Exons: 13
Coding region: 675-3455 (926 amino acids)
Biological process (GO): response to hormone; regulation of DNA-templated transcription
Cellular component (GO): nucleus
Molecular function (GO): DNA binding
Source: RefSeq, a predicted model, not a curated record